GGGGAGGCUAAGAGGCUAGGACUCGUUGGUUGGGUCCAGAACACUAGCCACGGAACUGUGAGAGGGCAGAUUCAGGGUCCGACUGCGAGGGUACAGGAGCUGCAGGAAUGGCUCAGGAAGAUCGGCAGUCCCCAGUCCCGCAUCAGCCACGCCGAGUUCAGCAAUGAGAAGAAGAUCACAGCACUGGAGCAUGAGGACUUCCAGAUUUUGAAAUAG
Molecule: messenger RNA, 216 nt
Organism: Merops nubicus (carmine bee-eater)
Lineage: Eukaryota; Metazoa; Chordata; Aves; Coraciiformes; Meropidae
Gene: ACYP1
Product: acylphosphatase 1, erythrocyte (common) type
Exons: 1
Molecular function (GO): acylphosphatase activity
Source: RefSeq, a predicted model, not a curated record